AUGCCCCAAAGAUGUUGUGUGCCUGGGUGUAAGGCUUCAGGGGGACAUCAGUUUCCGAAUGAUCCGACAUUGAAGAUGAAAUGGAGGGUUGUCUUCAGGAGAACUGAUGUUAAGACAAAGAAGUUGUGGAAUCCUGGUCAACAUGACGUUGUAUGUUAUGACCACUUUCUUGCCACUGAUUACCGAAGAACAUUGUCAGGUGAUCGCUGCAGACUUACAGAAAAUGCUAUUCCCUCUGUGUUUGAAUUUAUGAAGACAUGUUCUGAGGAGUCUCCAAGAGCAAACAGAUUUAAAAGAAGAUCUGAUACUUCACUAGCAACACCACAUUUAAUUAAGGAUGAUUCUAUAGAGGUCCAAUAUGAAACUGAAAUUGAAACAACAAAGAAGCUCAAGAGUCAACCUCAAGAAAUUAACAUUUGA
Messenger RNA from Mytilus trossulus (common blue mussel), 420 nucleotides. RefSeq names its product THAP domain-containing protein 6-like. The transcript has 3 exons. The record is from RefSeq and is a predicted model, not a curated record. Bases 1 to 420 code for a protein of 139 amino acids. Lineage: Eukaryota; Metazoa; Mollusca; Bivalvia; Mytilida; Mytilidae.